Molecule: messenger RNA, 580 nt
Organism: Bubalus bubalis (water buffalo)
Lineage: Eukaryota; Metazoa; Chordata; Mammalia; Artiodactyla; Bovidae
Product: thymosin beta-4-like
Exons: 1
Coding region: 1-255 (84 amino acids)
Biological process (GO): regulation of cell migration; actin filament organization
Cellular component (GO): cytoplasm
Molecular function (GO): actin monomer binding
Source: RefSeq, a predicted model, not a curated record
AUGAUGAGACCUAGACUCUGUAUAGUGAAUCUGUAUUUUAAAACUGAAGUUAGGGCACUUGGCGCGGCCACAGCGCAGACCCGACUUCACUUGCUCGCAGCUCGCUCCGCGCCCUCUGCAACCAUGUCUGAAAAACCCGAUAUGGCUGAGAUUGAGAAGUUCGGUAAGUCGAAAUUGAAGAAAACGGAAACGCGAGAGAAAAAUCCACUGCCUUCGAAAGAAACGAUUGAACAGAAGCAAGCAGGCGAGUCGUAAUGAAGCGUGCGCCGCCAGUAUGCACUGUACAUUCCACAAGCAUUGCCUACUUCUUUUAGCUGUUUAACUUUGUAAGAGGCAAAGAGGCUGGAUCGAGUUUACAUGCCUGUGCUACCCCUUUUCACAUCAAAGAAUGGAGAACUACUGACAACGCAGGCCGCGCCUGCCUCUCCCAUCUGCCUGUGUGGCUGGCAGGGAAGGCAAAGAACUUGCAUGUUAGUGAAGGAGGAAGCUGGGUGGGACGACAGUGAAAUCUAGAGUAAAAAGCUGGUCCAAGGUGUUCUGUGGGCUGUAAAAUGCAGUUUAAUCAGAGUGCCAUUUUUUG